CUAGCAAACUUAUUACAGGGUAUACUAGCAUGCAAGAGGAAAUCAGCAGGCUUUGUGUUUAGAGGCAUCACACUUUGCAAUAACUAACUGUCCUAAAGAUAGGCCUUUAUGACCACUGAAACAUUCUUUAAUUAGACCAGAGGUAAGAACAGGAUGUCAAAAGUCUCUUUGGCAGAGAAGGUACUUCUGAAGUAUUAGUCUUUAUGGUUAGGUCUUUUGUAAUGUGGAGACAACCCAGCAACCUUCAUUUGUUGCUAAUCUGCUAAUAAGAAACAAAGAUGAGUUUAACCGAAGGUCCCAUUAAAGACGACGUGAUGGCGUGGGAGCCAAAAAAGUUAGCAGACUACAUGAGACAGCUCAAGUUAUUCGGCUGUGACAAUGUAGUGUUGAAGAGGGGCAUUACUGGAGCACAAUUUCUGCAUAUGAUCCAGUGUGAUCUUCAUGUGUUCCCAAUCACCUACGUUCCAAUACUGGCAAAAGUUCAAAGAGAUCUCAAUAGGCAAGAAAGGAGGAAGUAUUUUGGUUCCAAAUCUAAGAAAAGCAAUCAUUUGACAGAAGUGCGUGGUGAAAAAGUCUGUGAUGAGCUUGACAGUGAAAGUGACUAUGAGGAGUUUAACGAGGACGCAGGAGAUGGAAACUACGUCGUUCCUCUUACUAAUCCACUCACAGCAGAUAAUCUGCAUAAAGCCAAAGAAAGAGAAGCUCACAGGCUUCAUCCAGUCUUUUCACUGCCUGAACCCCAGAGGGUGUCUAAAGUUCCCUGCCUUCCCACAGCUCACUCAUCUAAUUUUCAACUGGCCGCAAAUAAGAAGCCGGAAAAAGCUCCGGUUCCCCAGAGAGCCUUUUCACGCUUAACAGAGGGCAGUGUUGCUUUGGAUGCUGGCUCACUGUCCAGGAGGCGCCCACUACCAACAGUCCCGCAGCUCCGUGUGUCUAACAGGGCAAAUAAUAUAACUCCACAUGUUCCUGUACCAAUAUCAGACGUUCUGUCAAACCAAUCAAUAAGAACAACAGGACAUGUCAAUAAGCAACAUGUACAGAGUUUGGAUCCCAGCUGGUACAAGGGAAAGAUAACUCGAGAACAGGCUGAAGUUUCUCUCAGGGAGGUGAACAAGGAUGGAGCAUUCUUAGUGAGGGACAGCUCACAAGGCUCAGCACAUCCCUACACUCUGAUGCUGCUAAAUCAAGGCAAGAUUUUCAACAUUAAGAUCCAGAGACAAAAUGACUUCCAUUUUCUCGGAAAUGGCACAAACAACUCGAAGAGUUUCCUCAGGGUGAAGGAGAUGAUUAUCCAUCACAUGAACACCCCGCUGCUGCUCAGAGACGCCACAGACCAGUGCUCUCAGGAGCAGCCGCAGUGCUGUCUGCUGCACCCUGCGGGACUCUGACCACGCCAGCAGCAGACUUAAUAUUACCUCUGCUCCUCACGCCUCAGGUUAGGCUCAAAGUCCGGUCUGCUGCUGCUUCACCGCCUCUGGGAUUUUCUUUGGAGAAAUGCCUUUUUGUCAGGGUGGCUAACAGAGAUGAUCAGAUCGCAUUGCUUCAGAUGGGUUCGCACUGCAGAGAGAAACCCAGUAUCAUUUGUCACUGUAGCCUCGGGUCAAUGGCAACUGCUAUUGCAGCUAAAACAAUCCGCGUAGGGAAAAAUGUAAUUGUAUACACAGUGUAUCUUUUUAUUCCCUCCUUCAAUUACAAACUGCAUCAGGCUGUCAUGUCUGCAUGACUCAGAUUUGCUGGACUUCAUUUGCUCGCUGACAUCUUUCUGAUCACUUGUUACUUCCUUGUCAGUGUGACUUACAGUGGAUGAUGCUUUUGUAUACAGACGGGUACAAACAAAUGAGCUUGCACAGAAAAAGCAACACAUGCACAUAUAAUCAUGUCUAAGAAGGUCUAAGGAAUUUAAGAUUUGACUUGACAAAAAAAAAAGUUUUAAAAGUAUAGUGUCAUGCUAAACCAUUUACUCACCCUGCAUUUUUUAUUGAUCUUUUGUCGCAGCCUUACCAGUAACUAUGGAACUUUAUGUGAUAGAUCAACACAAGGUAGCACAUCUAUAUUCUGUUAAAUAAAAUUUUGCAUAGCUUAUCUGCAGAGUUACACAACUCAAGUGGGAGAAUCUGCUAACAGAUGUCGCAAUUAUUUGUCUUAAGUUUUAUUUAAGAGUGGGGAUAAGAAAGUCAUUGCUGAAAGAAAGGCAUAAGACUUAGAGUUGGACACAAGCCAUGCAGCGAACACAGAAAAACAUGUGAAAGAUGGUGUUCUGGUUGGAUGGACUUUUGACCUAUAUGCAAAACCUUGUGUGGCAAAAAACUGCACAGUGCACAUAGUUAUAAACACACCAUUCCCACUAGGAAACAUGGUACUGGCAGCAAGGAUAGGGAAACUGAUCAUACUUGAUGGAAAGAUGGAUGGACCUUAAUAAAAAGCAGUUAUGGAAGAAACCAUAUUAGAGACUGAAAAACAAUUUGGUUUACUUUCCAAGCUGGCUCAAAAUAUAAAGCCAGAGGGUCCAGAUCAAAGCAUUUCCAUCUGUUAGUACAUCUUAGUUGAGAUCCAGACCUGAAACUAGAUUUAAAAAAAAUCUGUGGGAAAGCCUAAAACUUGCUGCUAACAGAUGUUCUCCAUCCAAUACAAAGAAAAAGAAUUAGAUAUGUCAGCCUCGGUAUGUGCAACGCUGGUAAUAACACUCACUGAAAACUUGCUGCCGUGAUUUCAGCAGGAUGGAAUUCUACAAAGUAUUCACCCAGGGAGGCUGAAUACAAAUGCACAGCACUAUUAUUAAUC
Xiphophorus couchianus (Monterrey platyfish) is the source of this 2781-nucleotide messenger RNA. RefSeq names its product lymphocyte cytosolic protein 2b (gene lcp2b). The coding region runs from base 279 to 1388 and encodes 369 amino acids. The transcript is spliced from 14 exons. The record is from RefSeq and is a predicted model, not a curated record. NCBI's taxonomy places the organism in Eukaryota, Metazoa, Chordata, Actinopteri, Cyprinodontiformes, Poeciliidae. Gene Ontology annotation, biological process: cell surface receptor protein tyrosine kinase signaling pathway; intracellular signal transduction.